CUUCAGUGACGACGAUGAAGAAUAUCGGUUCUUCGAUGCCUGCGCCGAUUUGGAUUCCGAUUGUAUGCGGUGUCCCGAGUCUAGCUGCUUAGUUGAUUAUUGUGUCUACAGUAGUUUUGACUGUGAUGUGUGGAUUAGGAGUCCUAGAAGUAUUCAAGAACGCCGUAGUAAAUUCUUCCAAUGGUUUGGAUUGGACUUAGAUAUGACUACCGCAGAUAAUUCGGUAUAUGUAAAUGGCGAUGUAUUUAAAGGAGAAACGGAGAGAAUUAUAGAGAGUAGUGGGGCUGUGUUAAGAACCUCAAUUUUUAGAAAUGAAUUUUCCUGUAAUCAAUCUUCUGUGUCCAGUUGGUCCAGUGAUGUUUUGGAUUUGUCAAGAGGAUCGGGCUCAAAUGAGGGUUUUAUUUGCAGAAGUGGGGAUUCUAAUGGUGCGAUGGAGUGUAAUCUAGGUGAAUUGGGGCAGGCUGGUAAGCUUGGUAAAGCUCAAGUAGUGGGUGUGAAUCAGUUGGUGACAGCUGAAGGGCUUGAGAACUCUUCUGGGUCAUCUUGCUCAGUUCAGCAUGCUGUUCAGAGAGAAAUUGGGGUUGAAAGCAAUUUGUCAAGGACAAUGAACCGUUCGAAGAGCGGGUGGCUGAGUAGAUUACUUUCCAUGGCGUGCAUUGUGGACGAACAUGGGAAAUCUGAUUAUGGCUCUGACCAAAACCAAGGGCAUGGAGUGCAGAGAGUUAGGGUUCACCAUAGCAAGAAGCAGUCGAAAGAACUCUCAGCUCUCUUUCUAGGUCAAGAUAUUCAGGCCCAUGAGGGCUCAAUUAUUGCUAUGAAAUUUAGCUUUGAUGGGCAGUUCCUUGCCAGUGCUGGUGAAGACAGAAUUGUGCGUGUAUGGCAAGUUGUUGAAGAUGAGAGAUCAAAUGAAACUGACAUUCUUGAUAUAGACCCAUCGUGUGUAUACUUCACGGUGAAUACUCUUUCUGAAUUGGCACCCCUCGUGCCAGAGAAAGAGAAAAUAAGCAAAUUGAAGAACCUAAGANGAGGAAAGAGAUCUCCGGCGAAGAUUCAGGAAAAGGCUCUCUUGAGGAAGUUCGGAAUGGCGAAACAAGAAAAUGCAAGAGGAACCCCAUUUAUAUAG
This is a messenger RNA of Ilex paraguariensis (yerba mate), 1123 nucleotides long. NCBI's taxonomy places the organism in Eukaryota, Viridiplantae, Streptophyta, Magnoliopsida, Aquifoliales, Aquifoliaceae. The record is from the annotation of a GenBank genome assembly.